This is a messenger RNA of Paraglomus occultum, 1263 nucleotides long. The record is from the annotation of a GenBank genome assembly. Lineage: Eukaryota; Fungi; Glomeromycota; Glomeromycetes; Paraglomerales; Paraglomeraceae.
AUGACCUUAUUUUUGAGAUCCAAAUUCCCUAAUAUAAUACGUCAAGGAAUUGUAAGUGGAUCUCUACCGCGGAGGUUUUUCUCACAUUCGUCGGUGGCCAGAAGUGCAGUAGCUUUUCCCUCGUUGCAUAGCCUAAGUGAUGAGGAGCAAAUGCUUCGUGAUUCAGUCGCCAACUUUGCCAAGCAAAAGAUAUUGCCAAAAGUUCAAGAGAUGGAUGAGAAAGAAAAGCUCGAUCCAGAGAUUCUCAAAGGACUGUUUGAACAGGGUAUUAUGGGAGUAGAGACCGAAACCGAGUACGGUGGUGCAGGAAGUUCAUUCUUGUCCGCGAUCCUGGCGGUUGAAGAAUUGGCGAAAGUUGAUCCUUCUAUAAGUGUUAUUUGUGACGUUCAGAAUACGCUUGUAAACACUCUCUUUCGCAAAUAUGGUAGCGAGCUCCUUAAGGAAAAGUAUCUGCCACAGCUUGCUAGUGAUAAGGUCGGUUGCUUCUGCCUCUCUGAGGCUCAGGCAGGGAGUGAUGCCUUUGCACUCACAACCCGUGCGGACAAGAAAGACGGUCAUUAUUUAUUGAACGGAUCCAAGAUGUGGAUCACUAAUUCAUUCGAAGCAGACAUUUUCUUGGUAUUCGCUAAUAUAGACUUGUCAGCAGGUUAUAAGGGUAUUACUUGCUUUGUCGUUGAGAAAGAUUGGGGCGUGUCUAUUGCUAAGAAAGAAACCAAGCUUGGAAUUCGAGCCUCGUCGACUUGCACGGUAAACUUUGACAACGUCAAGGUUCCCGAGGAGAACGUUCUCGGUGUGGUCGGAAAAGGAUACAAGUACGCCAUAGAAAUAUUGAACGAAGGUCGUAUUGGAAUUGCAGCACAAAUGAUUGGUUUAGCGCAAGGGGUGUUUGAUCAUGCUUUGCCCUACACGUAUCAAAGAAAAGCUUUCGGGCAGCUAGUAGGUGAUUUUCAGGGAAUGCAACACCAAUUUGCACAAGUUGCUACUGAGAUCGAAGCCGCGAGACUUUUAACGUACAACGCAGCCAGGUUAAAAGAAGAAGGCAAAAAUUUUGUCAAAGAAGCUGCUAUGGCAAAAUUGUUUUCGUCUCAGGUUGCCGAAAAGGCUGCGUCCAAAGCCGUCGAGUGGAUGGGAGGAGUUGGAUUUACGAGAGAAUUCCCAGUUGAGAAGUACUAUCGAGAUGCUAAGAUUGGUGCCAUCUACGAAGGAACAAGCAACAUUCAAUUGUCAACAAUAGCUAAAAUUUUGGCUCUAGACUAUAAAUAA